UGGUCACACCUCCGCGACUGUUCUCGGCCGAUAUAAUGACUUGAGGCGAGCGCAGCCAAUCAUAGCGGCGGGCGCUGAUGGGCUGGGGCUGAGUGUGCGGAGAGGGAGCGGGGAAAGCGGCCGGAGCGAUCGGUGGCGAUUUUUGUCUCCCCGCUCGCUCAUUGCCACCGCCAGAUCUCCACUGCGGGUGGGCUCUGACCUCGCUGCAGCGUGGGCACCGCUGGCAUUUGCAAGCGGAGCCGGGGGCUGCUCGCACGGCGGAAGCGCUGAGCCACAAAGCAGCAUCACCAGGGUUACAUUGCACGCACGUUUUACUUGCGACGGGGACACAAAGUAGUGGCCAAGAUGUCGAAGGAGGACAUAGUCUGCGAGGAAAUUGUGGAAUCUAAAGUGAUGUGGUACCCCGACUCCAAAAGGAACACACACAUGGACCAAUUCAGGAAGCUCAUCAGUGACAAGUUUGGCCUGCAGCUGAUCAAUUAUAAUGAACUAUAUCAGUGGUCGGUGGAGAAUUAUCCUGAGUUUUGGGCAGAAUUUUGGAAAUUUAGUGGAUUGGUUUAUUCUCAUCAUUACAGUGAGGUGAUUGACAGGAGGAAAGGAAUUGCAGAUGCUCCUGAAUGGUUCAAAGGGAGUAAAUUAAACUAUGCAGAAAAUCUUCUGAAGCAUAAAGAUGAUGACAAAGUGGCUCUUUAUGCAGCAUCAGAGGGUAAGGAGGAGAUUGAGAAAGUGACGUUUGGAGAGCUAAAGAGAGAUGUUGCUUUGUACGCUGCAGCACUUCGAAAGAUGGGGUUGAAGAUAGGUGACAGAGUUGUUGGUUAUCUUCCAAACUGUAUUCAAGCGGUUGAAGCCAUGUUAGCCACAGCUAGUAUUGGUGCCAUUUGGAGUUCAACUGCCCCUGACUUUGGUGUAAAUGGUGUACUAGACAGGAUCUCUCAAAUCCAACCAAAGCUAAUUUUUUCAGUUGAAGCGGUUAUUUACAAUGGCAAGGAACAUGAUCACAUGGAAAAGCUGCAGAAUGUAGUGAAAGGUUUGCCCGACUUGGAGAAGGUAGUAUUAAUACCAUAUGUAAAAUCAAAAAGAGGCCGUGGACUUGUCCAGGAUACCAACAGCGUGUUUCUAGAUGAAUUCCUUGCCACUGGGAAGGAGGGAGACCAUGGUCCACAGCUUGAGUUUGAGCAGCUGCCAUUCAAUCACCCGCUUUUUAUUAUGUACUCCUCUGGCACAACAGGGGCACCAAAAUGUAUGGUGCAUUCAGCUGGGGGCACACUCAUCCAGCACCUGAAGGAGCACAUUCUCCAUGGCAACAUGAGCAGCAGUGAUGUCAUUAUCUACUACUCUUCAACUGGCUGGAUGAUGUGGAACUGGCUCAUUUCAGCUCUUGCUACAGGAGCUUCGGUUGUCCUGUAUGACGGAUCUCCUCUGAUCCCCUCACCAAACGUGUUGUGGGACUUGGUGGACAAACUUGGAAUUACAAUACUUGGGACUGGUGCAAAAUGGCUGGCUGUUCUGGAAGAAAAGAAUCUGAAACCAGGUGAAACUCACAGUCUGCAGACACUACACACUCUCCUAUCAACUGGAUCUCCUCUCAAACCUCUGACCUAUGAUUAUGUCUACAAGCACAUCAAAAGCAAUAUCCUGUUGGGCUCAAUCACAGGUGGUACAGACAUCAUUUCAUGUUUCAUGGGCCAGAACUUCACCAUUCCAGUCUAUAGAGGAGAGAUACAAGCAAGGAACCUGGGAUGGCUGUGGAAAUCUGGAAUGAAAAAAAGACAAGUUCUGUGGGGAGAAAGUGGAGAGCUGGUGUGCACCAAACCCAUUCCCUGUCAACCUACACACUUCUGGAAUGAUGAAAGUGGCAGCAAAUAUCACAAGGCAUACUUUGCUAAAUUUCCAGGUGUCUGGGCACAUGGUGACUACGCUAAAAUAAACCCCAAAACUGGAGGGAUCGUAAUGCUGGGCAGAAGUGAUGGCACUUUGAAUCCAAAUGGAGUGAGAUUUGGAAGCUCUGAAAUCUACCACAUCGUUGAAGCCUUUGAGGAAGUUGCAGAUAGUCUCUGUGUCCCGCAGUACAACAAGGAUGGUGAGGAAAGAGUCAUCCUUUUCCUGAAAAUGGCCUCCAAUCAAGUUUUUACAGUAGACCUGGUGUUGAAGGUGAAAAGUGCCAUCCGAAAGGCUUUAUCAGCUAGACAUGUCCCUGCCUUCAUACUGGAGACUAAAGACAUUCCUUACACCAUCAGCGGAAAGAAAGUAGAAGUGGCAGUGAAGCAAGUUAUCGCUGGCAAAGAUGUGAAACAACGUAGCAGCUUCUCCAAUCCAAAGUCUCUUGACCUCUACAAGGACAUCCCUGAACUUCAGAACUUCUGAAAAUCAUAUUUAUAUAUGUGCAAAGUAAAUUUUAUUCAAUAGAGUAACUGUUUCACUUGGAAGACAUUGGUGCAGUUUUGUGUUUCAUUUUUCUCAAUGCUCCUGCAAAAUUGAAUAUACUUAUGAACCUAUACUUAUGCAAGUAUAAUUGGGACAUCUUUAAUCAAACCUGAAGUUGGAAAAUUGACUCGAUUGGAUGUGAUGGUGAUUCUAUAUUCCAUUGAAGUUAGUGGAAUAUAACUUUGGGGAAGAUACUAAAAGUAUUGUUUCAACUGAUCCUGAAGUUUUCCUGUCCACGAGUUAAGUUUAAUUCUCCCCCACUAAAAGAAAACACAGUUUUUGGUACUGUCUUUUUUGAACUGUGAGCAAUUCUUUUAUAGAUAGGAAAGAAAAUAAUAGCUUGUAAAAUCAUGAUAGUAUUGUUUUUAAAUUGAUGUUGAAAUUAAUUUGAAUUUAUUUUGGUUUAAAUGAAAAUGAAGUCUGAAGCAAAUAUAGUACAGGAAAUGUUAGAAAUACUUAACUCAGGCAACACCUGUGGAGAAAGGACUAACAUGCAAUAGGAGAAUCAUCGCCAACACCAGAUGUCCAAAGAAUAGAUGGGGUAACUGCUGGUAAGGAUUCCGCUACUCCAGUUUACAUAUUUAACUCCAUCUUUUGUUUCUUUACAUGUCCAUAUCUAAAUUCUUCUGCCUUGCAGUUUCGUACCUUUAGUGCUGUUUAAUCUUUUCUACCUUCCAUUUCUGUUACAAAUCUUUUUAUGUUUUCCUUUCUCUCCCUGCCUCUGUACCUUGUUAAAAUCUCUUACAUCUCUGACAUUUGCAGCUCUAAUAAAAGGUUAUCAACCCAAAACAUUGGCUUUGUUUCUCCUUUCACAGAUGUUGACUGACAUUCUAAGUAUUUUCAUGUCUUUGGUUUGGCUUUCUUGGAACUGCAACAUUUGGCUUUUGUCAAUUGGCCAUUGCCAAUUCAUUCUUAGCUGUGUCAGUUCUGUGUAAUAUAUUAAUGGAAAUAAUUUGAUCCUCUAAUGCACAAUGAACUUGCACUACACAAUUAUAUGUUUUAAAUGUUUGUUUUAUUGCACAAGAUGUACCAGGUCCCAUCCAAGAUUGCUUUUAUUUGAAGAUUCAGUUUAUAUCAGAAAAACUCUAACUAAUAAGUCAAAGGUGGUCACUGAUCUUGAAUAGUCAUCAGUGUGAACUAAUUUUGCCAUGAUGUCCAGUUGAAAUAAAGUAACAAUGGCAGUAAUGCAAAAAUGAUGUUGAGCACAACAGCAGUUUCCUUGGCAUUGUAUUUUUCCUCAGUUGUGAAAACUCAGAGUAUGUUUUUAAAAAAAACUGUGUACUUGUUUUUGUCUCAAAAGAACAGUUAAUAAAGCAAAAUAACAAUGGGCAUCUUUGCUCAAAGUGCAAGAUUACUAAAUUCUGUAGUGAUCUGUGUAUAAGAUGAGCUUUCCUUUCAAUCUGCUACAGGUGGCAAAAUGUGUACAUUCUUUGUGGUCCCGCAUGAUUUUUAAUAUUGAUGAGACCAUCCAUUCCCAGGGCUGAAACCCCAUUGAUCAAUGUGAAAGAUAAGGCAUUGUAUGUUAGCUGCAGAUGUUUCAGGUAUAAAUCCCUUUAAAUUGUAUGUUGUUUGAAAAUAAAAUUUCAUAUUGUAAACCCAGGA
Pristis pectinata (smalltooth sawfish) is the source of this 4026-nucleotide messenger RNA. RefSeq names its product acetoacetyl-CoA synthetase (gene aacs). Gene Ontology annotation, biological process: lipid metabolic process; positive regulation of insulin secretion. Lineage: Eukaryota; Metazoa; Chordata; Chondrichthyes; Rhinopristiformes; Pristidae. The coding region runs from base 346 to 2364 and encodes 672 amino acids. The transcript has 18 exons. Gene Ontology annotation, molecular function: acetoacetate-CoA ligase activity. The record is from RefSeq and is a predicted model, not a curated record. Gene Ontology annotation, cellular component: cytosol.